Hemibagrus wyckioides is the source of this 5096-nucleotide messenger RNA. It is a transcript of the gene hipk1a, whose product is annotated as homeodomain interacting protein kinase 1a. The record is from RefSeq and is a predicted model, not a curated record. Gene Ontology annotation, biological process: intrinsic apoptotic signaling pathway in response to DNA damage by p53 class mediator; peptidyl-threonine phosphorylation; peptidyl-serine phosphorylation. Gene Ontology annotation, molecular function: ATP binding; protein serine/threonine kinase activity; protein tyrosine kinase activity. Gene Ontology annotation, cellular component: cytoplasm; PML body; nucleus. NCBI's taxonomy places the organism in Eukaryota, Metazoa, Chordata, Actinopteri, Siluriformes, Bagridae. Bases 303 to 3710 code for a protein of 1135 amino acids. The transcript has 18 exons.
GGAGUGGUUUGGGCGUGGCCCUUGAGGUGAUUUCUGCUGUUUUUGUGCUGUUUGAGAGGCUACGUAGGGCCGGUUUGCGGUGUGAAAGAAUGGCUCUGUGGCCGUGUUUCUGCAGGGAAAAUGCAGCUCUACUGUGUGUGGCAUCUAUUCAAGUCAGAGGAGAUGGAUUUUGCGGAUAAUAACGUUUUAACGAUUUAUUUUUUUGGAAAUGAGGCCUAACAGGGCAAAGAGUCGGGCUUGAGGAAUUCACUGUAUUCAGCUGCCUUGUUAAAGACGACUGUGCAGUGGAUGGAUGUAUAGAUAUGGCCUCUCAGCUCCAGGCAUUUUCAUCUCCUUCGGUUUCCUCCAGCGGCCUUUCUCGCUCCAAGAAACUUAAGCUGGAGAAGCCUGCAUGGGAUGGUGAGAACAGUUAUGGUCUGCAGAGCCCAGGACAAGCCAGUGCGUCCUCACCCUCAGCUCCGGAUUUCAACUCCAACUAUGGCUCUAACAGCCUCAGCUUUCCUUCCUCCAACGGUACCCGUGAGCACACGGUCGUAAGAGCUGCCGACAGCACUGGCAGCGUCCCUGGACCUUCCUCCUCCUCCUCUUCCUCCUCCUCUUCCUCCUCAUCAUCAUCUAGCCACCGGGGCAAAGAUGGUUACCAAAAACAGAGCGGUGUGAAGAGGAAAAGCGAAGAGGUGGAGAGCAGCGAUAGCGUGCAGAUCCUUGAAGAACUCUCGGCCCCUGUGCUGUCCAACCGGGCCGGUGGAGCAGGGGGAGGAGGCACCACUACAGCACAGUCCAUCACUCACUCCACCUCCACAGCCAAGAGCAGCAACUCACACAGUGAAGGUGACUACCAGCUGGUGCAGCACGAAAUCCUCUGCUCUGUCUCCAACAGCUAUGAGGUACUGGAGUUCCUCGGCCGCGGCACCUUCGGCCAGGUCGCCAAAUGCUGGAAGCGAGGCACCAACGAGAUUGUGGCCAUCAAGAUUCUCAAAAACCAUCCCUCUUAUGCUCGACAGGGUCAAAUCGAGGUGAGCAUCCUGAGUCGGUUGUCUACAGAAAAUGCUGACGAGUUCAACUUUGUGCGCUCAUACGAGUGUUUUCAGCACAAGAACCACACGUGCCUGGUGUUUGAGAUGCUUGAGCAGAACCUGUACGACUUCCUAAAGCACAGCAAAUUCAGUCCGCUAAUGCUGAAGUGCAUCCGGCCCGUCCUGCAGCAGGUGGCCACCGCACUGAUGAAGCUCAAGAGUCUGGGCCUGAUCCACGCCGACCUCAAACCCGAGAACAUCAUGCUGGUGGACCCCAUCAGGCAGCCAUACAGGGUCAAGGUGAUCGACUUCGGCUCAGCCAGCCAUGUCUCAAAGGCAGUGUGUUCCACCUACCUGCAGUCCAGAUACUACCGAGCUCCUGAGAUCAUUCUGGGUCUGCCGUUCUGCGAGGCCAUUGAUAUGUGGUCUCUGGGCUGCGUCAUUGCUGAACUCUUCCUCGGCUGGCCACUUUAUCCCGGGGCCUCUGAAUAUGAUCAGAUCCGUUACAUCUCCCAGACACAAGGUUUACCAGCGGAAUACCUCCUGAGUGCAGGAACAAAGACCAGCCGAUUUUUCCACAGAGGACCAGACGCCAGCUACCCCCUGUGGAGGCUCAAGACUCCAGCAGAGCACGAGUCAGAGCUUGGCAUCAAGUCCAAAGAGGCUCGGAAAUAUAUCUUCAACUGUCUUGACGACAUGAUGCAGGUUAAUAUGACUAAUCUAGAAGGCACAGACAUUUUGGCAGAGAAGGCUGACAGGCGGGAGUUUAUUGACUUGCUAAAAAAGAUGCUCGCUCUUGACGCAGAUAAAAGGAUUACCCCGAUGAAGACCCUUAACCACCCGUUUGUAACCAUGACUCAUCUUCUGCACUUUCCCCACAGCGCACAUGUAAAGUCUUGUUUCCAAAAUAUGGAGAUCUGUAAACGCCGGUGCACCGCCUUUGACAACAACAAAAACCUCUUUAGCAACAACAGUGGGCCGAGCGCAGCCACCAACCUCACUGUGACCUUCAGCAGCCAGCUCAGUCAGCACAGUCAGAUGGCGCCCUCUGGCGGCCAGUCUCUGUCUUUGAGCAGCAACGUUCCUCUGCUCAACUACCAGCCGGAUCUGUACCAGCAGGCCACCAUCAACAUCCCGGGUCUGACACAGCAGAGCGUCCCACUGCAGACCAGACACACACAGCUGUGCACUCAGACUGAACCCUUCCAGCAGACCCUCAUCGUCUGCCCACCCACUAUACAAGCAGGGCUUCAGCCUUCCAGUAAGCACUCGGGAUAUCCAGUGCGGAUGGACAACUCUGUACCCAUGGUCCCCCAAAACCAAUCUGCUCAGUCCCUGCAUAUCCAGCCCAGCAUGCUGACUCAGGGCUCCUGCACACCGCUGAUGGUCGCUGCCCUACACCCCCCUACAGCAGGAGUGCCCCCUCUGUACCCACUGCCUCUGGCAUUGAGUCGUUCGUCUGCGAUAGCAGGGCACCUGGAGCCGAGCACAGCCAUGCUGCAGGGCUGGCCUGCGGGCACACAACAGAUUCUCAUCCCGUCGGCAUGGCAACAGAUGCCCGGCAUGGCCAUCCAUGGCACCGGUCAGCCUGUCCUUGCCGAAUCUCCAAUAGGCUCUCUUUUGGCUGAUGGCUCAAGCCAGUCCAAUGCCAACUGGAGAGGGCGACAUGGCCAGUGUGAUGGCACACAGCAGGAUGCAGCACAGGGAUGUCACGUGACCUCGCAGACUCUAAACAAUGGCACAGCCAACAGUCGAGCGCAGCAGGGCGGGGUCAAGAGGUCGAAAGGUCGCCAUGCAGAAAGCAGAGCUAGGCCUGUGUCCUCUGUACUUCACACCAGUGGUGACCCUUCUCAACCAAUUAUCAUUUCGGACACGCCCAGCCCAGCCGUCAGCAUCAUCACCAUUCCCAGUGACACAGAGGACGAAGAUGACACCAAAGUCCCGCCCACUAGCUGCAGUGCAAACCAGCGGGCCAAUGUCAUCAGCUGCGUAACAGUGCACGACUCUCAGGACUCGGACUCGUCCACAUGCAGCCCUCUCAGUCCUAAGCGCCUGCCCAACUUUUCAGAGAGCAGCGGACAAGGCUCCAAGUCUCUUGCUGUAGUGAUGCCCUCGCUGAAGACUCAGCCAUGGGAGGGGGUGACCAACGAGCAAAGCAGCACAACAUCGACAAAAUCUAAGAAGGCUGCAGCUCUGCAUUCCUCUCGCUCAGGAUUGUCCAGCAGUGAGCGGAAUCAGAGAACAGUGACCACCAAAUCACAGCCUCUCAACCUGAGUCAGGUCCAGCAGCCCGUGAUGUCCUCUCACGACAGGUCAGGGGGCGGAUCCCUGAGACGUCAACCCACUUAUCCUCCGGCAGGUCCAUCGCACUCCUACAGGCUGCACGAGGCCUCGCUCUUUAGCUCCGCCCCCAACCUGUACGCCUACCCCGCCUCAGCCGCCCUGGCCUCAGUGUCGCAGGCUGUGGAUCAGCUGCACAACUCCACCGGUUCUUCCUCCUCUUCCUCCUCAUCCUCAUCCAUCAGGCACACGCGUGCCGCCGGGCCUUACUCUGCCUCUCUGAGUUUGCUGCAGAAGAGCAGCGCUAUGGGGCUGAUGGGCCAGUCGGCCGCCUCGCACUGCCAACAGCAGCAGCUCCCUGGGCAGCCGUACCCCCUCAGCCAGAGGAAACUCAACCAGUACCCUUACCUGUGAGACCCAUGAUCACACAACCUGAUUAUUAUGGAACUUAAUUAUUGAAGGUUUUCUUAAUCAUUAUUUUAAUACUAGUUUUGUUUUUAUGUAGUAAUGUUUAUUUUAAUGCAGCUUAAGUUAAUCCAUGGAGUUAAGUCAGAUUGUCUGCUCUGAUGUGUAGUUUACGUCACUUUACAUUUUGUUCAAAAUUUAAUGGAAGGUGUGACUGUAUAAAAAUGUUCUUUAGCACUAUUAGUGGUGUUUAAAACACGCUCUCACUUUCAUUUUUCAUGCUCUUAUCAAACCAUGAGAUUAACAUUAACCCAUCCUUAGCCCUACUGGGACAGGAUUAGUUUCUCCAGGUGACCUCUGGAAUAGCAUUUUCACCUCUGAAAUAAAAGUUUUGCGUUCAGAGAGCACUUACAUUGAAUACAGGACAGGAGUUUGUUGUUUUAUAUGAAAUAGCGUUUUGGUUAUUGUAUUGUUUACAGUUAUACUCGUUUGUCAGCAUCUGAUGUUAGAUGAGUCAAGAAAAAAACUGAAUUGUUCCAUGGUUGUGUGUAAGAUGUGAAUGAACAGCAUCAUGCUUUUUAGAUUUCUUAAUCUGGGAAGUGGAUUCAAUACUGAAAGCAGUAAUGAUGCAAAAAAUAAAUGACGCGAGACACGAGAGACAGUAAAACUCUCUCGAUCAGAGCAGGUAGGUGGAAAUGAAAUGACAGAGGAGCGUCUGUAAAUGUAAACUAAUCCCGUCCUAAUAGGAUUUUUGAAUUUUAUCUGGUUUGCUCUUUGUUUUUACCGCCUUUUGUUUAUUAAUCAUUUGUUACUGUUUAUUUACAGGUGCCUUUGCCUAUAUUAGCACUUAUGUUUGAAUGUUUUAUGUGUGUUUAUUACGUUGCUUUUCUGUGUGUGUGUGUGUGUGUUAAUGGAUAUUGUGCUGACUGUUGCAUGUUUAUGUAGAGUCCUAGGCGCUACAUAGUCAAAUGUUUUUAGGCUGCAUCAGCAAAAAUAAGAGCGAGUUAUGAAGACGAUGUAUUGAAAGCUGGUGUUCUCUAAAGUGGUGGUGUGCAGUCAGUCGUGUAGAUAGCACUUAAAAACGGUUAACAUGGAUGUGUGUGCUCAUAAACUUGUGCCUAGUGUGUGUGUGUGUGUGUGUGUGUGUGUGAGAGAGAAUCCGAGUCACAGAGCUAAGCCUGCUUUUCACAAGCUUCUUAUUAGUGGACGUUUGCUCUAACUAGAAGUGUGAAUCGGUGCUUUUAGGCUGGUCAUGUGUUCGUUUAGAAUAAAUCAAACUUGUGCAAUUGUGGAUGUUUCUACUCUUCUAUGAGAAUGUGGAGUGUAUAGUAGACCAAAAUACAGAUAAGUCCUGAUAAAUAUACAUAUUGUAUAUGCACAAUAAACAUUUUCAGU